AUGAUUUAUAAUAAUGUUGCAUUCCUUAGGGUAGAGUCUAUGAUGCACAAAGACAUAAAGAUUCGAAUGAGCAAUGUUUUUGGAAAUAAGCAGAUUUGUAAUUUGCCCGUGAAGUAUUUUAACGUACGAUUGCAUAUCUCCAAAAGGAGAUUCUGCAAAAUGGAAAUGAUAUUCUUGAACAUCACAUCAAUGCCGAUUACUGAUAUACUGGAAGUUCGUGCUGGUUACAAUACAGACAAUCUUCAUCGAGCUGCGAAACAUUACGAGUUCCAAGAGGCCGCACCGGAGCAAACGUGCUUCUCCAUCAUCUUUACACAUGCCAAAUUCCUGCAUAAGUCUGUGGAUUUUGCAGCUAGCAGCAAAGAGGAUCGCGACAGAUGGGUUUCGGCGCUCUCCUACUUGAAAUUCCACCAAGCCGAUACCAAUAAAAAUGGAAGUCUAAGCUUCCAAGAAGUUUGGGGUCUUCUCAAGAAGAUGAAUUUGCAGAUAAGCGAAAAAUACGCUAAGGCUUUGUUCAAGGAGUCAGAAGAAAAAUCUACCAAAGAUGGCGUUCUAAACGAAAGCGAGUUCCUCAACUUCUUCGACAGAUUGACAGACAGGCCAGAGUUGAACCAUCUUCUACGAAUGGCUAGCAGUGAGGGUGUUGAAAGCCUAACAACCAGUGAUCUGCAAAAAUUUCUUACCGAAGAACAGGACUUCCACGAUAUCGACAUCAAAAAAGCAGAGUCUAUUUUGGAGACAUUUGAGCAAGUUGUACAAGACCGACAACAAGAGAAACUCAUGGGAAUUAUGGGAAUACGACGCCUGCUUCAAUCGAGGUGGGGAAACAUUUUGAAGGAGGGUCAGGAAGCUGUGUGGCAGAACAUGGACCAUCCACUUCCCCACUAUUACUGUAAUUCGAGUCAUAAUACCUAUCUAGCUGGAUUGCAAAUGAAGGGCGAAGCCACCGUCGAAGUGGACCUAUUCGAUGGUGAGCACGGAGAGCCUAUCAUUACGCAUAAACGAACACUGAUUGACCCGAUAACUUUGAGAAAUGCCCUCGAAGCUAUCAAGCGAUGUGCCUUUGAGUCUACACCAUAUCCAGUGAUACUCACCAUUGAAAACCAUGUUGGUCUAGUACAACAACGAGUCAUGGUUGAUGUAUUUCAGGAAGUUCUUGGCGAUUUGCUUUACAUCCCGCAUCCAAGAUCAUCCCAAAUUGAUCUGCCUAGCCCGAAUGAACUGAAAAAGAAAGUAUUGUUGAGAGGCAAAAAGCUUGGAGAGAGUGGCGAUGUUCCCGACGAUGUGGACGAAGAGGAUGUUCCCGCAAAAGGAAAGGGUCCUCAUACGGUACCUCUCGACCCAGCGUUCUCAGCGCUCAUCGCGCUUCCAUCAGUGAAACUGUCCCAGAACAUCUACGGUGACAUACAAACACGUUGGUUUUUAUUGAAUUAG
Molecule: messenger RNA, 1434 nt
Organism: Strongylus vulgaris
Lineage: Eukaryota; Metazoa; Nematoda; Chromadorea; Rhabditida; Strongylidae
Source: the annotation of a GenBank genome assembly